Molecule: messenger RNA, 823 nt
Organism: Podospora bellae-mahoneyi
Lineage: Eukaryota; Fungi; Ascomycota; Sordariomycetes; Sordariales; Podosporaceae
Exons: 2
Coding region: 458-823 (121 amino acids)
Source: RefSeq, a predicted model, not a curated record
GUCUGAAACGAGCCACAGCAUGCACAAAGGCGAAGAUGUUUGAUUGAGUCUAGAAUCGCAUUGCCAAACCCGGUCGAAAUGUCGUCGAUCUUGCUGCCAGAGAGGUGUUUGACAAAGCCCAAAGGACUCUGCGCCUCAGGCACUCUCGCACUAUACCCAAAACUAACUGAAGCGACACGUAAAAAGUUCGCCUUCAAGUCGCCUGUUCGAAUAUGGCUUGUGAUGGUGCGGUGCGGGAGGUGCUACCGCAUCAUCCGCAAUCUGCUUCAUUGUUCUCUCCCACCACCCACUAGGCCUGCCAAUGAGGUGUCCUUGUUGCUGAACGCCUUCAGAUAGGAGUGGCGAGAGCGCCUCGUUAUUGUGUGGUCGCUCCUGUCGAUACCUGAUGUGUUGGACAGCAACAACAGCAUCCAUAAUCACCUUGAUCAUCAAUUGAAUCCAAAGGUGUGGAAAGUCCAUGAUCCCUUGCAGAUACUAUGCAUGUGCACUGCUUGUGAUGCAUAUGCAUUGCUGGAGGAUAAUCGAUGCAUCUAGGCUCCUUCACACCGACUGGCGAAACACUCUAAUAGUCGAGAUAAUACAAAUGACUCAAGACACAAAAUUUGGUGUCCAUGACGGAAGCACGGUUGUGUCAGCGAGUGCUCCAAAUGGAUACAGUCCCAUCAAAGUGCGUCAUGGACCAUAUCCCUGGACGAAUUAUUCUGCUGCUGUGGGCAUUGGUGUUGCUCGAUGUCGUCAAAGCCAUCCGCAGAAGCCGUCGUGGUCCAAUCUGCCUUCGCGACCGUUGCCGACGGUACGAAAGCACGGGAAAAUCAAGACAUGA